Molecule: messenger RNA, 1472 nt
Organism: Penaeus vannamei (Pacific white shrimp)
Lineage: Eukaryota; Metazoa; Arthropoda; Malacostraca; Decapoda; Penaeidae
Product: carboxypeptidase B
Biological process (GO): proteolysis
Molecular function (GO): zinc ion binding; metallocarboxypeptidase activity
Source: RefSeq, a predicted model, not a curated record
CAAACAAGAGCCUGGGCGGUCACCGUUACGCGAGCGUAGACAGCUCUCCCGCCCAUCUCCGCGCCCACGGACCCUCUGAGGAGUCAGUCUUCGCUUCCCUGCCGCGGCUACAGUACGUAGGCCGUGCGUGCGCUGCAUUCCCCACGAGCAGAGAGCGUGCAAUGGCCAACGGACGACCCAACCAGCUGCUGUUUCUGUCCUCACUCACUUUCCUGCUGGUCAACGCGCUGCCGUAUGAGCCUAAUGCCAAGUACAAUGGGUGGCAGGUGUUGCAAGUGCGGCUGGAAGGGGGGACUCCGGAAGCUCUCGUUCAGGAGUUCCACGACCUUGAAGAUCCACACGAGCUCCAGGUCCUCCGGGUCAGCAGAGUGCCAGACGGAUCAGACUCCGGCCUGGCAGAGGUAGCCGUGUCACCGACUUCCAAGAAGGAUAUCACGGACCUGCUGGACGCGAGGGGCGUCAACUACACGACUGCCCUUUCGGAUCUUGCCCUCAAGCUGGCCGUGGACGAGCCGUCGCUGCGCCAACGGGACCUGCUGCGCGGAACAGCCACGUUCGAGCGGUUCAUGAGCUUCGACGAGAUCCAGGCGCACGUGGAGGAGCUGCCCAACCUGUACCCGGGGCAGGUGACGGUGCGGGAGCUGAGCCGAACCAGGGAGGACCGGCCCAUCCUGCUGGUGACCAUCCACAGCGGCUCGGACAAGAAGAGCCCCGUGAUCUUCGUGGACGGAGGUAUGCACGCCCGCGAGUGGGCGAGCCCGGCGGCGGCGCUGUUCCUGGUGGGCCGCCUGCUGGAGUCGCCGGACCUCACGGGCGACGUCGAGUGGCGCAUCGUCCCGGUCCUCAACCCCGACGGCUACGUGUACUCGUGGACCUCCGAUCGGAUGUGGAGGAAGAAUCGCGGCGUCACGAGGUCGGUCCAGUGCACGGGCGUCGACAUCAACCGGAACUUCGAUUACCACUGGGGAGAGUCGGGGUCCAGCACACGACCCUGUUCCUCCAUCUACCGGGGCAUGAGCGCGUCCAGUGAACCCGAAACAAACGCCCUUAUGACCGCUGUCCUGGAGGAGAGGAAGAGGGUGAAGGCCUAUGUGUCUCUCCACGCCUACGGACAGUUCGUCCUAUAUCCCUGGGGGUUCCGCAGGUCUACGCCCAAGAACAGCGCCGAAUUGGAGGAGGUUGGCAAGGGGAUGGCAGAGGCGAUUCGCACGGUAGAGGGGAAAGACUUCGCUGUUGGGAGCAGCGCAAAGCUCCUCUACCCUGCCUCAGGAGGCUCGGACGACUGGGCGCUGGGCGUGGCCAAGGUGCCCCUGUCCUACACCAUGGAGCUGCGUGACGAGGGCGUGGCCGGCUUCGUGCUUCCGCCGAACCAGAUCCUUCCUGCUGCGAACGAGGCGUGGGCGGCCAUGAAGUCCCUGGGCGAGUACGUGGCCAAGCGCCCGACGCGCGGCGCCGCCAACCUUCGGCCCGCC